CCUUCCCUCAUCUUAUUCCUCCCCCUCUGGGUUUCUCUAAUGUCGCCCGCCUGCUCCCUCACAUGCACGUCGGAAAAGCUGCCGGACAGCAAGAAGACGUUUGUCAACUGUACCGAUCUCCCCACUCUCAACGCCACCCUUCACUAUACCUACUACGCCUUCAACACCACCCUCUCCGUCGCGUUCGUGGCAGCUCCGCCCUCCCCGGAGGGUUGGACUGCGUGGGCCAUCAACCCAAUUGCGACGGGCAUGGAGGGGGCCCAGGCACUGCUUGCGCACAAAUCUAACGGUUCUCUGCUCGUCAAGAAAUAUAACAUCAGCUCCUACUUCUCGAUCGAGGAGACAGACAAGCUGGCGUUUGAUGUCUGGGACCUAAAAGUGGAGUCCGGAGCAAGCGGGAAGUACGUGAUUUACGCGUCUUUGCAAGUUCCAUGGAGUGUGGAGGAGCUGAACCAUGUGUGGCAGGUGGGCGCCAGUGCCACUAACGGGCGGCCGGAGAGGCAUGAAUUAGCUGCAGAAAAUUUGGCUUCAAAAGAGACGUUGCAGUUGGUGGGGCAAGAGACCGUUACUUGGCCUACAAGUCCACCGCCGGCACCGACUGACGGCACCAAUAGUGGGUCGAGGAGGGAUGUUUUUAUUUGUUCCUUGGUGGGUUUGCUUUGGUUUUCACUUCAAUUGUGCUCUGAAUUUGCGGAGAUGAUUUAAUUUUAUGCAUAAUGAAUUUAGUUAGUUAUGUAGUAAUUGUAGGAGAUUUGAUGUUCUUCUUCUUUCCCUUUGGUUUUCUAAAUAAUUUCAGAUGGAAAAACGGAAAAUAUAUAAACAACCUUUAAGAAAACUAAUUUUUACAA
This is a messenger RNA of Rubroshorea leprosula, 848 nucleotides long. Lineage: Eukaryota; Viridiplantae; Streptophyta; Magnoliopsida; Malvales; Dipterocarpaceae. The record is from the annotation of a GenBank genome assembly.